UCCCUCCACCAUACUCAUUUUCUUUUACCGAAAGUUUCGGCUGAAAUCGGGAUAUACGGAGUAUAUUCUUCAACCCUAGAAGAUACAGUAUUUUCUGCUCCCCUCUCUCUGCAUAUACUUACCAGGCGUCGACUGUGGUGGCGGUGGAGGAAAAUGACGGCGAGAACGGUGGAGAUAACGAAGCCCCGAUCGGACAAGAGGGAGUACAAACGAAUUGUGCUCCAGAACUCUCUGGAAGUCCUUCUCAUCAGCGAUCCUGAAACCGAUAAGUGUGCCGCUUGCAUGGAUGUUGGGGUUGGUGCGUUUAGCGAUCCAAAGGGUCUUGAAGGCCUUGCCCAUUUCCUUGAACAUAUGCUGUUUUAUGCAAGUGAGAAGUAUCCCUUGGAAGACAGUUACUCAAAAUUCAUCUCUGAGCAUGGAGGCAGUACAAAUGCAUUCACCUCUUCUAAGAACACAAACUACUAUUUUGAUGUCAACAUUGACAGUUUCGAAGAAGCCUUGGACAGGUUUGCUCAGUUCUUCAUUAAGCCACUAAUGUCAUCUGAUGCUACCAUGAGAGAGAUUAAAGCUGUUGAUUCUGAACACCAAAAGAAUCUACUAUCUGAUGCUUGGAGAAUGAACCAGCUUCACAAACAUCUGAGUGCAGAAGAUCAUCCAUACCAUAAGUUCAGCACAGGAAGUUGGGAUACAUUGGAGGUCUGUCCAAAAGCAAGAGGCUUAGAUACAAGACAAGAGCUUCUUAAGUUUUAUGCAGAAAAUUAUUCUGCUAACAUAAUGCACUUAGUCAUUUAUUCAAAGGAUAGCCUUGAUAAAUCUGAGAGAUUAGUACAGAGUAAAUUUGAAGAAAUUCGAAAUAUUGAUCGAAGUCGUAUGCAUUUUACUGGUCAGCCUUGCACACCAGAAUAUCUGCAGAUUCGUGUCAAAACUGUUCCAAUCAAGCAAGGUCAUAAGUUACGUAUUAUAUGGCCUAUAACGCCAGGCAUACAUCAUUACAAGGAAGGGCCUAUAAGAUAUCUAGGUCACUUGAUUGGCCAUGAGGGAGAGGGAUCUUUGUUUUACGCAUUGAAGAAGUUGGGUUGGGCUACUAGUUUAUCUGCUGGUGAAUCAGACUCAACAACUGAGUUUUCCUUCUUUAAAAUAGUUAUUGAUUUGACAGAUGUGGGUCAUGAACAUUUUGAGGACAUUGUGGGCUUACUAUUCAAGUAUAUCCACCUCCUGCAACAAUCCGGUCCCUGCAAGUGGAUAUUUGAUGAGCUUUCAGCAAUUUGUGAAACUGCUUUUCACAAUCAAGACAAGAUUCGUCCCAUUGAUUAUGUUGUCAAUGUUGCAAUGGAUAUGGAGCUCUACCCCCCAGAAGAUUGGCUAGUAGGAUCAUCUUUGCCAUCAAAGUUCAACCCAAGCAUUAUCCAGUCAUUCUUAGAUGAACUCACUCCUUUGAAUGUGAGAAUUUUCUGGGAGUCAACCAAGUUUCAGGGGCAUACUGACAAGACUGAACCUUGGUAUGGAACUGCUUAUUCUUUGGAGAAAAUAGAUGAUUUGCUGAUUCAGAAAUGGAUGGAACAAGCACCUGAUGAAGAUUUGCAUCUUCCUGCCCCUAAUGUUUUCAUUCCAACUGAUCUUUCUCUUAAGCAUGCCUUAGAUAAGACAAAGCUUCCAACAUUGAUGAGAAAAUCACCAUAUUCAAGGUUGUGGUACAAGCCGGAUACCACAUUUUCUUCUCCAAAGGCAUAUGUUAUGAUCGACUUCAAUUGCCCUUACAGUGGAACUUCUCCAGAGGCAGAACUUCUCACAGAUGUUUUUACCCGUUUAUUGAUGGACUACUUGAAUGAAUAUGCAUAUCAUGCACAGGUUGCUGGUCUGCAUUACAAUAUAAACAAUACAGAUAGUGGUUUCCAGGUAACAAUAUUUGGAUAUAAUCACAAAUUGAGGAUCUUAUUGGAAGCAGUUGUCAAAAAGAUUUCACAGUUUGAAGUGAAGCCUGAUAGAUUCUGUGUUAUUAAGGAAUUGGUGACAAAGGAAUAUCAGAAUAUCAAGUUCCAACAGCCAUAUCAACAGGCUAUGUAUUACUGUUCUCUAAUGCUGCAUGAUCAAACAUGGCCUUGGAAUGAUGUACUUGAACUUCUACCCCACAUUGAAGCAGAGCAUCUCUUGAAGUUUUAUCCUCUGAUGCUGUCAAGGACUUUCUUAGAAUGUUAUGUUGCAGGAAAUAUUGAACCAACUGAAGCAGUGUCAAUGAUAGAGCAUGUUGAGGAUAUUUUCUACAAUGGGGCAAAACCUAUAUCUCAGGCUCUGUUUGCUUCUCAACAUUUGGCUAGCAGAGUGGUUAAGCUUAACAUAGGGAGAAACUACAUUUACGCCAGACAAGGCUUGAAUCCCAGUGAUGAAAAUUCCGCACUCCUUCAUUACAUUCAGGUUCAUCAGGAUGAUUUCCUGCAGAAUGUCAAACUUCAGCUUUUUGUUCUGAUGGCAAAGCAACCCGUUUUCCAUCAGCUUAGAUCAGUUGAGCAACUUGGCUAUAUCACUGUGCUUUUGCACCGGAACGAUUUUGGUGUUCUAGGAGUACAAUUUAUUAUUCAAUCUUCAUUGAAGGAUCCCAAGCAUAUUGACUCAAGGGUGGAGGAGUUCCUCAAAACGUUUGAGAGUAAGCUUUAUGAGAUGCCAGAUGAUGAAUUUAAGAGCAAUGUCACGGCACUUAUUGAUAUGAAGCUUGAGAAGCACAAGAAUUUACGGGAGGAGUCUCGGUUUUACUGGAGGGAAAUCUUUGACGGGACCCUAAAAUUUGAGAGGCGGGAACAAGAGGUUGUAGUGCUCAAGGAACUGACGAAAAAAGACCUGAUUGAAUUCUUCGACGAACACAUAAAAAGCGGCGCUCCUCAGAAGAAGGCUUUAAGCAUUAGAGUGUAUGGAAGCCCUCAUUCUGAGCGGUUCGAGGCAGACCAAAAAGAGCCAUUGGAUGAACCAAACAUUGUUAGGGUCGAAGACGUGUUCAGUUUCAGACGAUCUCAUGAGCUAUACGGUUCAUUCAAAGGAGGCCUCGGUUUCAUGAAAUUGUAAGUGAAGACUGAAGAGCAUCCUCCGGUUUCUUAACCUCAUUAGGAAAGUGCUAAAGUCAUUCCAUCUCUCUCACCUUACCCUUUUGCCCUAAUCUUCCCACGGACAUCAUUGAAUAGUAAUGAGUGUCCUGCGAGAAGACAGGGUGCCCUAAAUCCGCGCCUGUUUAAUUGUUGUUCUCGCGAAGAAAUUAUUUCAGAUGCUUGCCCGCCGGAAGUUCCAGGGGCCUACACGACUCAAACAAACCACUGCUUAAGUUAAUUGGCUGAAGUAGUCUUUGAUUCUACUGUUAAACUGAUUAAAUCAAAACUGAUGACUUUGGUCAAAGGGUUUUACAAAAUGGAUAAGUAGCCUAAACAUUCCAUUGCUUGUUCUUUUCUUUCGGUUUUACAGGCUCAUGCUUGGGAUCAUCUUUUAUGGUUACGUUAGCAUGGUUCAUC
Cuscuta campestris is the source of this 3491-nucleotide messenger RNA. The record is from the annotation of a GenBank genome assembly. Lineage: Eukaryota; Viridiplantae; Streptophyta; Magnoliopsida; Solanales; Convolvulaceae.